GCGAGGAGGAGGAGGGGGGUGUUCCUUCUCUCUCAUUUCUUGGUUUUGUUUAUCAGCCGAUCUGUUUGCUGGAUUUGGGCUCGGAAUGACCCACCUGUAAAGUGCUUUUCCUUCCUCCUCGCCUUGAACUCUGCAGGGGGCUUGGCUUGAGGGGCCAAGGGAGGGAAGGAGAGAAGUGGGAAACACAAAAAACUUCUUUCUUUCUCUCUCCGUUUAUCUUCAGCCCGACAUUGUCACCUCCUCUUUGAGGGGUUAGAAGAAGCUGAGAUCUCCCGACAGAGCUGGAAAUGGUGAUGAAUCUUUUUUAAUCAAAGGACAAUUUCUUUUCACUGCACUUUGACUAUGGAAACAGAGGCUAUUGAUGGCUAUAUAACGUCAGGUGACAAUGAGCUUUCACCUGAAAGGGAGCACUCCAAUAUGGCAAUUGACCUCACCUCAAGCACACCCAAUGGACAGCAUGCCUCACCAAGUCACAUGACAAGCACAAAUUCAGUAAAGCUAGAAAUGCAGAGUGAUGAAGAGUGUGACAGGAAACCCCUGAGCCGUGAAGAUGAAAUCAGGGGCCAUGAUGAGGGUAGCAGCCUAGAAGAACCCCUAAUUGAGAGCAGCGAGGUGGCCGACAACAGGAAAGUCCAGGAGCUUCAAGGCGAGGGAGGAAUCCGGCUUCCGAAUGGUAAACUGAAAUGUGACGUCUGUGGCAUGGUUUGCAUUGGGCCCAAUGUGCUUAUGGUACAUAAAAGGAGUCACACUGGUGAACGUCCCUUCCACUGUAACCAGUGUGGAGCUUCUUUUACUCAGAAGGGCAACCUUCUGAGACAUAUAAAGUUACACUCUGGAGAGAAGCCGUUCAAAUGUCCUUUCUGUAGCUAUGCCUGUAGAAGAAGGGACGCCCUCACAGGACACCUCAGGACCCACUCUGUGGGUAAACCUCACAAGUGCAACUACUGUGGACGAAGCUACAAGCAGCGCAGUUCACUGGAGGAGCACAAGGAGCGCUGCCACAACUAUCUCCAGAAUGUCAGCAUGGAGGCUGCUGGGCAGGUCAUGAGUCACCAUGUACCUCCUAUGGAAGAUUGUAAGGAACAAGAGCCUAUUAUGGACAACAAUAUUUCGCUGGUGCCUUUUGAGAGACCUGCUGUUAUAGAGAAGCUCGCGGGGAAUAUGGGAAAACGUAAAAGCUCCACUCCACAAAAGUUUGUGGGGGAAAAGCUCAUGCGAUUCAGCUACCCAGACAUUCACUUUGAUAUGAACUUAACAUAUGAGAAGGAGGCUGAGCUGAUGCAGUCUCAUAUGAUGGACCAAGCCAUCAACAAUGCAAUCACCUACCUUGGAGCUGAGGCCCUUCACCCUCUGAUGCAGCACCCGCCAAGCACAAUCGCUGAGGUGGCCCCAGUUAUAAGCUCAGCUUAUUCUCAGGUCUAUCAUCCAAAUAGGAUAGAAAGACCCAUUAGCAGGGAAACCUCUGAUAGUCACGAAAACAACAUGGAUGGCCCUAUCUCUCUCAUCAGACCAAAGAGUCGACCCCAGGAAAGAGAGGCCUCUCCCAGCAAUAGCUGCCUGGAUUCUACUGACUCAGAAAGCAGCCAUGAUGACCACCAGUCCUACCAAGGAAACCCUGCCUUAAAUCCCAAGAGGAAACAAAGCCCAGCUUACAUAAAGGAGGAUGUCAAGGCUUUGGAUACCACCAAGGCGCCUAAGGGCUCUCUGAAGGACAUCUACAAGGUCUUCAAUGGAGAAGGAGAACAGAUUAGGGCCUUCAAGUGUGAGCACUGCCGAGUCCUUUUCCUAGACCAUGUCAUGUAUACCAUUCAUAUGGGUUGCCAUGGCUACCGGGACCCACUGGAAUGCAACAUCUGUGGCUACAGAAGCCAGGACCGUUACGAGUUUUCAUCACAUAUUGUUCGAGGGGAGCACACAUUCCACUAGGCCUUUUCAUUCCAAAGGGGACCCCUAUGAAGUAAAGAACUGCACAUGAAGAAAUACUGCACUUACAAUCCCACCUGCCCUCAGAUGUUGACAUACCUUUUAUUUUUUUUAAUAUUAUUACUGUCAUUAAUUCUUAUUUUGUGGACGCAGUGUCAUUUGCUCUGCCUAAUUAUAGUAAGGAAGAAACA
Messenger RNA from Talpa occidentalis (Iberian mole), 2114 nucleotides. It is a transcript of the gene IKZF2, whose product is annotated as IKAROS family zinc finger 2. The record is from RefSeq and is a predicted model, not a curated record. Gene Ontology annotation, biological process: regulation of transcription by RNA polymerase II. Gene Ontology annotation, molecular function: RNA polymerase II cis-regulatory region sequence-specific DNA binding; DNA-binding transcription factor activity. NCBI's taxonomy places the organism in Eukaryota, Metazoa, Chordata, Mammalia, Eulipotyphla, Talpidae. The transcript is spliced from 8 exons. Bases 343 to 1926 code for a protein of 527 amino acids.